Messenger RNA from Bactrocera dorsalis (oriental fruit fly), 2898 nucleotides. RefSeq lists its product as uncharacterized. The transcript has 3 exons. The record is from RefSeq and is a predicted model, not a curated record. Bases 646 to 1848 code for a protein of 400 amino acids. Lineage: Eukaryota; Metazoa; Arthropoda; Insecta; Diptera; Tephritidae.
UUCUCUUUUGAAGAACUCCUUUACCAUUUCUGUUUUUCUCCUUAAAUCACAAGACAUACAAACAAAUAUUGCCCUCUUUGUUUUUGUCACACAACGAAGGUGCCUGCGGUCUAUGUUUGUUUUUGUUUACUUCGGUGCUUGCGAAAGCGGUGUGCAUAAUAACAAGAAUCGGAACAAGGACGUAAAUGGCGAAAAAUCAAUAAACGGACAUGGCAAAAAGCAACAGCAGCAGCAUCAAUCGCAGCGGAAGAAAUAAUGGCAAAAUGUCCUUUCACCCACACGCACACACACACACACACAUGUAAAUAUUUGGCAAGUGCAAGUGGUCUAUUCUUUCACUUUAGUUCCUGCGACAGUUGGCAUGCAGUUAAAAUAUACCAAAACGGGUAUAAAGAACUUGGGUGUGUUAAACCUUUAAAAUAAAUAAGUGAUGAUUGCAAAUGUAUUUAAUAAUUAAUGGAAAAUACUUACGGUUCGAUAAAUAAUUAAUAAAAUAUGUGUAAAAUAUUCAAAUUUGAAAGAAGUGUUGCUAUAAAAUAAAGAAAAAAAGUAUAAUAUUUCUAAAUUAAUAUUGGGAAACCCAUUUUCAUAAUUAAUUAAUAAUUUGCGCGGAAGAGCUUAAGAAGAAUUGUGUUUAAAGCGAUAAUGGUUAGUAAAAGUGCAGUAAGCGGCGAGGAACGCCCAGUUUUUAUUCCACCACGAAAGCGACAGACAUCGAAAAAAGUGAAUGGCGCACAAAACUAUGUGGACCACAUAGUUAAUGUACAGAAUCGACAAAAACUCUCACCAUCAAACCCGGCACUUGAUGAGGACUUACUUAAAACAUCAUUGAUCUUGAAAAACAAACAACCACUGCCACAAAUACCAGGAGCACAAAGCAAUGGAGACGCUGUCGAUAACCAGUCGACACACAAGUCUUCACUAUCUGUGGAUAAUAUUUAUGAGGAUGAUAAUGAAUUACAGAACUUCGAAAGCGUUUCACAGGGCACAAAAUCGACAAAUCGCCAUGAAAGCAGCACAGUUACGCCGAGCAGUUACUCAGAGAGUAGUUUGGAUGCAAAAUCACACGAUUGUCUUAGCAAUCGCUCUUCGUCGAAGAAACGUGUAAAUAUACGCACCGAUCCGUCGCAUAUACGCAGUCAGCGGGAAUCGCCGGAAAUAACCAACUAUGAAGAUUUGGAAUCAGGUGAAACGAGCGUUUUGAAUGUUGAUAUGCAUAGUUUGGAGCGCUAUAAUACGAGAAGAUCAAUGGAUAGUAACUAUCUGACUAUGACAGGUACAAUUAAACGUGGCCGCAAAAAGGGUCAAAGCGUCGAUUUGCAAAUCAAUAUCAGUCGUGAGGAAUUGGAGCAGAUCAAUGCAGUUGCGGCCGCUACACAAGUGAAUAAGAAGCAAAACUUAUGUUGCACCUGCACACCGAAAACUGGCUUACAUAUCCUAAUUCUAUCGUUAAUAUGUCUUCCAUUCAUAACUGUAAUCUCAAGCAUUUAUUCAUUUUAUAUCGGCACAUUAACCUGGUAUAAUAUGUUCAACUACUUCAAUGAGGAGAAAUCGUGUAUAUAUAAAUUCUUUAUGUCACCUAUACUAAUACUCGCCUAUCCCGUCGGCAUACUCGUGUGCACACUGGGUCUAGGCCUUUAUUCGGGCAUCGCACAAUUGAGUUUACAGCUCAAUAGUUGGCUAAAUGAGGUAGCCGAUAUUGAGAAGGGCUUCUACGGUUGGUUAUGCUCAUUUCUACAUCUCUCCGACUGUAGUCCGUAUGAGGUCGUCAUACUAAUGGAUAUACAACCGACACACGAUGUGCCACGUGUACAUGUAAAUACCUCAACGGAAGAGCUAUCGCUCUAAGCGCCCGCAGAUUGCAAAAAGGAGAAUAUGCCUACAUAGUACGAGUACAUAAUGCCUGUGUAUAAGUGUAUGUAUUUACAACUCAAUAGUGAACACAAACCGUCGAAAGGAUAGUGAUAUAAGAUACUUAAUUAUUGUAGAAGCAAGAAAAUCGUAAUUUUUUUUGGCUAGAAAGUGAACGAAGUGGUGAUUCGGCAUUUUAUCAGGUGAUAAUAAAAACAAACGUAAUAUUUUGGAAAUAUACUAUUCAAGCACUGAAAGAUUUAAUGAACUAUUUGUUUAAUAUAGUUUACAUAAUAGUGUACAAACUAAUUUUUAAUGUACACAUGGUAUGCACAUUUAAGAAAUACACCAUAAAAACAAAAAUACAGAAUUUAAAGAAAGAGAAUGAAUAAGGGAGAGCUUAGUAUCCUACAUCCUACAUUGUAGAAUCGCUUAUUGUUAUAAAAAGAGUGUAAACCAAAUUUCUUAUACUUUAACUUCCGAGCGUAUUUAGGUAUUGUGACACAUAAUAAGACUUCUACGAGGUAGUUAAUUUUUCUAAAUCACUAUAUAUAAAAAAAAAAAAUUACAAAUGUAGACAUUUAGGUUAGGUUAAACCAAAAAGGUCACCGUAGAGACUCACAUUCUUACAUAAAUCGUAAAACAGUAAUAAAUGUAUUGUAACUGUUUGUUCUGUUAACCAUAAGUGAACGACUAAAGGGUGAUCAAUUUAAAGGUUCCCUACUUUUUGUUUUUAAAGAAAAACAUAAAAACUUCAAAUUUAAUGGGAAAUAUUUAUUAUCAUUCGAAAGAACAUUCUUUGGCAUGCAUUUAUUGAAGAUUAUCUCUUUCAAAUAUUGGCCGCGACUACGUCUCAGAUGGUCCAUCCAUUGAGACCAAUAUUCGUUCGAGCAUUUCAACUAGUAACUGGCGAAUGACACGUGUGGUGAUGUUUUUCUUCAAGGCAUAAAUUAAAAUGAGAUUGUCCGCAUAGUCUUUAGACUUUACAUAUUCUCACAGGAAAAACUCUAACUGUUGUGAUAUCACACGAUCUUGGAGGCCAAUUGA